AUCCUGCCCUCUGUACCUUCAGUGUGCAACCACCAGUCUCCUGACCACCAAGAUCCACAAUGUCUGCCUGAGGCAUUCAAUAUAUUGACAUGUAUCGGGAGCUACCAACAUGCAAUCUUGCAGUUGACUAACCAUGGGAUCGAUUUGGUGUAUAACCCUGGAGUGAUGGUAAGCUAUUUGGGCUGUCUGGUAAGGCAUGGAAUCUGGGUUUAUGAAGGUGAUCACAUAGUAUGGGUGUGGUUCCUCUGGGAUAGUGUUCACAACUAUGCUCACACCCCUCAUCCAGAUUACACCAGAUAUAAUUCAGUUGACCUCGAUACACUGAAGUUGGCAAAAUAUAACCAGGCUGAUUUUGCCAUAUACAGCACCCUGUAG
This is a messenger RNA of Suillus subaureus, 375 nucleotides long. RefSeq lists its product as uncharacterized. The transcript has a single exon. The record is from RefSeq and is a predicted model, not a curated record. Lineage: Eukaryota; Fungi; Basidiomycota; Agaricomycetes; Boletales; Suillaceae. The annotation marks the transcript as partial.